CGCGAUGCUGUCGGGCCGGCAGACCGUGCGCAGCCGGCAUCGCGGCCGCAGUCCCCGAGCUCCGUUGCAGGUCGCGCGCUCGGCCCGGGCGUCCCCGUCGCUGCGACCCCCGGGGCUUGUCGCGGGGCGGCUGGGCUGUUGACUGCGGGCGGCGCCGCGCUCCGCCACUAUGUCCACCAAGGUCAGGAAGUGCCGGGAGCCCGCGAGGGUGACCUUGCCUGUGCCGGAGGAGGAGGAUGGCGAGGCCGAGGGAGCCGAGCCGCAGCGCCGCUGCCGGGGCUGGAGGGGUGUCAACGGCGGGCUGGAGCCGCCCUGCCAGCGCGCGCCGCCCUCCCCGGGGCCCGACGCGUCCUCCGAGGGCAGCCCAUCGAGGUGGCGCACUGCAGGGAUGCGUGACAAGGGCAGGCGCCAGGCUGUGCGUGGCCCGGCCUUCAUGUUUGGUGCUCGUGGGCCCAGCCUCACAGCUGAGGAGGAGCGCUUCCUGGACGCUGCAGAGUACGGCAACAUCCCGGUCGUGCGCAAGAUGCUGGAGGAGUCACAAACGCUCAAUGUCAACUGUGUGGACUACAUGGGCCAGAACGCGCUGCAGCUGGCUGUAGGCAAUGAGCAUCUGGAGGUGACCGAGUUGCUGCUGAAAAAGGAGAACCUGGCACGUAUCGGAGAUGCGUUGCUGCUAGCCAUCAGCAAGGGCUAUGUGCGCAUCGUGGAGGCCAUCCUCGGCCACCCAGGCUUCGCGGCCAGCCGGCGCCUGACACUUAGCCCCUGCGAGCAGGAACUGCGGGACGAUGACUUCUAUGCUUAUGAUGAGGAUGGCACGCGCUUCUCGCCGGACAUCACGCCCAUCAUCCUGGCUGCACACUGCCAUAAGUACGAGGUGGUGCACCUGCUGCUACUCAAGGGCGCGCGCAUCGAGCGGCCACACGACUACUUCUGUCGUUGCGCUGACUGUGCCGAGAAACAGAGGCUUGAUGCCUUCAGCCACUCGAGGUCUAGGAUCAACGCUUACAAGGGACUGGCCAGCCCUGCGUACUUGUCACUCUCCAGCGAGGACCCGGUGCUCACCGCCCUGGAACUCAGCAAUGAACUAGCCAAGCUAGCCAACAUAGAGAAGGAGUUCAAGAAUGACUACAGGAAGCUCUCCAUGCAAUGCAAAGACUUUGUAGUGGGCGUGCUGGACCUGUGUCGAGACUCUGAGGAGGUGGAAGCCAUUCUGAAUGGAGAUCUGGAGUCAGCGGAGCCCCUGGAGACACACAGACACAAGGCUUCACUGAGUCGUGUCAAACUUGCCAUUAAGUAUGAAGUAAAAAAGUUUGUGGCUCACCCCAACUGCCAACAGCAGCUUUUGACGAUCUGGUAUGAGAACCUCUCUGGCCUCCGGGAGCAGACCAUCGCUAUCAAGUGCCUGGUCGUGUUGGUCGUGGCCCUGGGCCUUCCAUUCCUUGCUAUGGGCUAUUGGAUUGCACCAUGUAGCAGGCUGGGGAAAAUUCUCCGAAGCCCUUUCAUGAAGUUCGUGGCACAUGCUGCCUCCUUCAUCAUCUUCCUGGGUCUGCUUGUGUUCAAUGCCUCAGACAGGUUCGAAGGUAUCACCACACUGCCAAACAUCACUGUUAUUGACUAUCCCAAGCAGAUCUUCAGAGUGAAGACCACCCAGUUCACAUGGACGGAAAUGCUAAUCAUGGUCUGGGUUCUUGGGAUGAUGUGGUCUGAGUGCAAGGAACUGUGGCUGGAAGGGCCCCGGGAAUACAUCGUGCAGCUGUGGAACGUGCUUGAUUUCGGCAUGCUCUCCAUCUUCAUUGCGGCCUUCACGGCCCGGUUCCUAGCCUUCCUGCAGGCAACCAAAGCACAGCAGUAUGUGGACAGCCACGUGCAAGAGAGCGAUCUGAGCGAAGUCACACUCCCACCUGAGGUUCAGUAUUUCACCUAUGCUAGAGAUAAAUGGCUCCCUUCUGACCCUCAGAUCAUAUCUGAAGGCCUCUAUGCCAUAGCUGUGGUACUAAGCUUCUCCAGGAUUGCAUACAUCCUCCCUGCAAAUGAGAGCUUCGGGCCCUUGCAGAUAUCCCUUGGAAGGACUGUGAAGGACAUAUUCAAGUUCAUGGUUCUGUUCAUUAUGGUGUUUCUGGCUUUCAUGAUUGGCAUGUUCAUCCUUUAUUCUUACUACCUGGGGGCCAAAGUCAAUCCUGCUUUUACCACCGUGGAAGAAAGUUUCAAGACUUUAUUUUGGUCCAUAUUUGGACUGUCUGAAGUGACUUCUGUUGUCCUCAAAUAUGAUCACAAAUUCAUAGAGAAUAUUGGAUAUGUUCUUUAUGGAAUAUACAAUGUAACUAUGGUGGUUGUUUUGCUCAACAUGCUAAUUGCGAUGAUUAAUAGCUCAUACCAAGAAAUUGAGGAUGACAGUGAUGUAGAAUGGAAGUUUGCACGUUCAAAACUUUGGUUAUCCUACUUUGAUGAUGGAAAAACAUUACCUCCGCCCUUCAGUCUGGUCCCCAGUCCAAAAUCGUUUGUUUAUUUCAUCAUGCGGAUCACUAACUUUUCCAAAUGCAGGAGGAGAAGACUUCAGAAGGAUCUGGAGUUGGGAAUGGGUAACUCGAAGUCCAGGUUAAACCUCUUCACUCAGUCUAACUCGAGAGUUUUUGAAUCACACAGUUUUAACAGCAUUCUCAAUCAGCCAACACGCUAUCAGCAGAUAAUGAAGAGACUCAUAAAACGGUACGUUUUGAAAGCACAAGUAGACAAAGAAAAUGAUGAAGUGAAUGAAGGUGAACUGAAAGAAAUCAAGCAAGAUAUCUCCAGCCUUCGUUAUGAACUUUUGGAAGACAAGAGUCAAGCAACGGAAGAAUUAGCCAUCUUGAUUCAUAAACUCAGUGAGAAACUGAACCCCAGUGUGCUGAGAUGUGAAUGAGACAGCAACUCGCAGUCAAGCUCUGACUAUAGCACAAACGUGGGCAAUAAUAUUCCUAAGUAUGAAAUACUUGAAAAACCAUGGUGUAAAGCUCUAGUGUUAACUACGCUUAUCAUACACAGCUUUAAAAUUAAGCUAGGUGGUAAUGAUUCCCAUUACAUGAAAAUGAUUUCAGCAAUUGACCUCAACAUUACAAGCAGUGACAUGCUAUUGUAUUUAGAAACCCAGUAUUAAUGUCACUGACAUGUUUGUCAUUUUUGUCUUAUUACCUGUUGGCCUCUAGGAAGCUGUAAGCUCCUUGGGGGACAGGGACAACAUCAAUCUCAUCUUUAUGUCUCCAACAUUUAGUGCAGUGCCUGGUACAUAGUAGGUGCUUCGUAAAUGUUGAAACCAACUGGCCUGAACAGCCAAUAGCAUCCAUGAACAGAUGAAAGACCAUUGCGAUGUAGCAUACCCUCUCAUCCAAAUGCGGAAGCAAUUUUUUAAAAGUAGAAACUGAGAAAGUUUUACAAGGAGCUAUGACUUGUUGAGAUUUUUCUUAGACUUUUAGGCAUCACUGACAAUCCUAAGACAUUUGAAACUCAAGUGAAGACUUUAACAGUGAAAAGAACUAAUUGGGAAUACAGUUAUACUACGUAUUUAAGUUUCAUAGGAUUGUUCAAAAACAACCAUUAAAGAUUUUUCUAAAAUAGAUGUUUGUGUCCAUUCUCUUUGCAUUUGUGGUUUGAUGAUGUGAACUUAGUCAAUAAAGAGUGUUUUUUUUAAA
Messenger RNA from Mesocricetus auratus (golden hamster), 3665 nucleotides. RefSeq names its product transient receptor potential cation channel subfamily C member 3 (gene Trpc3). Gene Ontology annotation, biological process: manganese ion transport; regulation of cytosolic calcium ion concentration; calcium ion transmembrane transport. Lineage: Eukaryota; Metazoa; Chordata; Mammalia; Rodentia; Cricetidae. Gene Ontology annotation, molecular function: store-operated calcium channel activity; inositol 1,4,5 trisphosphate binding; protein binding. The transcript is spliced from 12 exons. Bases 170 to 2899 code for a protein of 909 amino acids. Gene Ontology annotation, cellular component: cation channel complex; membrane. The record is from RefSeq and is a predicted model, not a curated record.